This is a messenger RNA of Bradysia coprophila, 1567 nucleotides long. RefSeq lists its product as uncharacterized. The record is from RefSeq and is a predicted model, not a curated record. NCBI's taxonomy places the organism in Eukaryota, Metazoa, Arthropoda, Insecta, Diptera, Sciaridae.
CCAGUCUCUCGGAUAGAAUUUUCAUUCAGUCGGUGUUUGUUGUUUCGUGAAUAAACUCCUUCGUCAAUAUCAUUGCUCAGGUGAAAUGAUGCACGUCAUCAUCCCAAUUGGUAUCGUCCUUAUGCUAUGUGUGCACAUUGGUUCAGCUCAACUGACUAACCUGCACGGUUGUCCGAAUAUCUGGGACAGCUACUAUCCGAAAUGCGGUGCGACCGAGAAGAAUAUAGGCUACGAUACGAAUGAAAGAAAAUACGUACCGAUAUGCCCAUCGAUAAGUUCAGGCCAAUAUCCGCCGAAUUGUCAUUGUCGAUAUGGAGGGAAAUAUGUGGCAUCACAGAACUCGUGUCCCGAACCGCAAUGUCCAACAAAAAGUGUCACACACGGAGCGUAUCCGAAUUGUGAAUGCACCGAACCAAACCACGAAUACAAUGCAUAUAUGAACGAAUGUGUUCGACAAUGUCCUGAGAAUAGUACAGGGCGUUAUCCCGAUUGCAAAUGUAAUGACAAAUUAGAAGUCUUCAGCAAAGAAUGGUACACAUGUGACAGAUGUCCACCGAACACCCGUCCAGGCAGUGUUUACCCGAAUUGCGAAUGUGAAAUCGGUAACUAUGUAAUUGGUCUUUGGGGAGACUACCGCAAUAGAUGCCAUAGCUGCAAGGAUGGUUUCACUGGAAAGUAUCCAGAUUGCGUAUGUGAAAAUGGCAACACUGGAGUAGACAAUUGUAGUAGCUGUCCAUGGACGUCCGAAGGCGUCUUUCCAAAUUGCAUUUGUAAAAAGAGCAAGAAACCCAUAAUGAAACACCCUUUCUAUGGUGACUACACAUGCUUGGAAUGUCCAGACGAUAGUGACGGUGUUUAUCCCGACUGCAUUUGCAACAAUGAAUUUGCAUAUUACGAAAAUAUUACCAAUAAUUGUCGCACUUGUCCAGACGAAACAAAACGGAUCGAAGGAUUUCCCUACUGUACAUGUCUCGAUGAAAACUCAAGCUUCGUCCCAGAAGUUGGUUUUUGUCGCAAGUGUCCAUAUGAUUCGAUCGGUAAAUAUCCGAAUUGUACCUGCAACGAACGCGAUCAUUUGUUUAGUGCUUAUCGGAACUUUUGCUACCCCGACUGUCUUGAACCGUCGAUAACUGGCUUGGAAUUUAAUAUGACGAAUUGUGUGAACCGAUAUGCCUAUCCGGGACGUCAAUGUCCUCCGAAUUCGAUUGGAACCAGUCCCAACUGCAAAUGUAUUGAGGACGGUAAGACAUUUUAUACGUACGGCUGGGGCUGUCACGACAUUGGUGACAUAGCUUUCGGCCUUCAGUAUUGUCCCAACAAGAGGGAGAAGUGGCCCCAGUGUAGCGUAUCAAUUGAUCCGAAAGUAACGCUUAGCUUAAUUGGAUAAUUUGGACUAUCUUGACCUACAACUGUGAUUACCGUUAUUCAAUUUUAGGUUAAGCUUCAAACAAUUUGUUGUUCAUUUGAGUAGCUUUGUGUGCUCGAAUGAAUAUGACGGAUAUAGUUCUUAAAGUCACUGAAAACGAUGUCAUGAAAAUCAAUUCAAAUAAACUUUUUACGUCUUAUA